Messenger RNA from Triplophysa dalaica, 7769 nucleotides. It is a transcript of the gene itga6b, whose product is annotated as integrin, alpha 6b. Lineage: Eukaryota; Metazoa; Chordata; Actinopteri; Cypriniformes; Nemacheilidae. The transcript is spliced from 25 exons. Gene Ontology annotation, molecular function: integrin binding. The record is from RefSeq and is a predicted model, not a curated record. Gene Ontology annotation, cellular component: external side of plasma membrane; integrin complex. Gene Ontology annotation, biological process: integrin-mediated signaling pathway; cell adhesion mediated by integrin; cell-matrix adhesion. Bases 82 to 3237 code for a protein of 1051 amino acids.
UCCGCACUUACAUACUUCCACAUACCCACUCGAUUAGUGCUGCUGUGUAAUUUUCAAAACUGAACUAAACCCAGCAUAGUAAUGGUAUCUUUACCCUUGCAGCUUUUCAGUUUCAUAGGAUGGACGUUGGUCUCUGCCUUCAACCUUGACACGGAGAAUGUUAUUAGGAAAACGGGAGAUCCCAACAGCAUGUUCGGAUUCUCCCUCGCCAUGCACCGCCAACUCCUUCCAGGAGAUAAACACAUGUUAUUGGUAGGUGCCCCAAAAGCUAAGGCACUGACCAAUCAGAAGUCACAGUUUACAGGAGGCAUGUACAGUUGUGACAUAAAUUCUGUCAGCUCUUCAUGUCAACGAGUGACGUUUGACAAUGAUGAAAAUGUGAAAACUGAAAAUAAGCAGAACCAGUGGAUGGGAGUUAAUGUAAAGAGCCAAGGACCUGGAGGAAAAAUAUUGGUCUGUGCACAUCGCUACCAGCGACGCUUUUAUGUGGGUUCACAACAAGAACUGCGUGACAUCACAGGGCGUUGCUAUGUCUUAAGUCAAGACUUGAAAAUUAACGAAGGCUCAGAUGAAGAUGGAGGUGACUGGAUGUUCUGUAAUGGUAGGACCAGAGGACACGAGCGUUUUGGUGUGUGUCAGCAGGGUCUGUCUGCCACAUUCACGAAGGACUACCACUAUCUGGUGUUUGGGGCACCAGGAGCUUACAACUGGAAAGGAGUGGUACGGGUGGAGCAGAAAAACAGCUCUCUGUGGGAAAAUGGAAUAUAUGACGAUGGGCCCUAUGAGGUUGGAGACGAAAGCCGACUUGACCCAGACCUGGUGCCUGUUCCUGCCAGCAGCUAUUUAGGUUUCUCCUUGGACUCUGGAAAAAUGCUGACUAAAAAAGGUCAGUUGACUAUUGUAGCUGGAGCUCCAAGAGCAAAUCACAGUGGAUCUGUUGUGCUACUAAGAAAGGAAGCAGAUAAGUCAUCAAUGUUGUCAGCUGAGUACAUCCUUGAGGGAGAGGGUCUUGCCUCUUCAUUUGGUUAUGACCUUACAGUACUUGACAUCAAUGCAGAUGGGUGGCAAGAUAUUGUAGUCGGAGCACCUCAGUACUUCAUUAAAGAUGGAGAUAUUGGCGGGGCUGUCUAUGUAUACAUUAAUAAGGAAGGGGCUUGGGACAAAAUAACACCUAAAAGAUAUGAUGGCGCCGCCUAUUCCAUGUUUGGUUUGGCCGUGGAAAACAUGGGCGAUGUGAAUCUCGAUGGUUAUCAUGAUGUUGCUGUUGGAGCCCCAUAUGACGGAAAUGGAGCUGGAAAUGUGUUUAUAUUCCAUGGCUCACCUAUAGGCUUAAAUAAAGCACAGGUUCUUGGAGGGAAAAGUCACAACGUAAAACUAUUUGGCUUCUCACUUGCGGGCAACAUGGAUUUGGACAGAAAUUAUUAUCCUGAUCUGGCUGUAGGAUCCCUCUCUGAUUCAGUGUUUGUGUACAGGGCAAGAUCAGUUAUCAGCUUGGAAAUGACUGUCACAACCACACCAAGAGAGUUAAACCUCACACAGACGAACUGUGGAAACACUGUAUGUUUUGAAGUCAAGGCCUGCUUCAAAUUUUCAGUCAACCCCCAAAACUACAAUCCUACUCUGAAAAUGGCUUACACUAUCAUUGCUGAAUCUGAAAGAGAGAAACUUAAUCUUCCUUCUAGAGUUAUAUUCACCCAACGAUCACCCAAUGACCCCGAGUAUGAAAGCACAGGGACAAUGGAAAUUCAGGGCCAGGGCAAAGAAGAAUGUGUUACAAGAGGACUCAAACUGCAGGAAAGCAUAAGAGAUAAGCUUAGAGGCAUCCCCAUUGAGGUGUCAAUGGCACUUGUAAACCCAUCAUCAAGCAGAAGUAGACAGAGUGGUCUCCCGUCCCUGCUUCCCAUACUGGACUCUACACAAGAAUCCACUACUGUGACCAAGGUUCAGUUUGUUAAGGAAGGUUGUGGUUCUGACCAUGAGUGUCAGAGUGACCUGCAACUAAAAUAUAAAUUCCAAUCCAUGGAACAGGGCAAAGACGUCUUUAAACAAUUGCCUGAGGAAAAUGGAGUUACUCUCUUGUCACUAAGCGAUCAGAAAGAUGUUGCCCUGGAGAUUACAGUGACUAAUCAGGGGGAAGAUGCUUAUGAGGCCCAGCUGACUAGCUCGUUCCCUAAAUCAGUUUCUUAUUCUGCUUUUCGCACUAAAUCCAAUGAUAAACAGGUCAUCUGUCUAGCCAAUCAGGAUGGGUCACAAGCCGACUGUGAGCUUGGAAAUCCUUUCAAAAGAGGCGCUGAGACAACGUUUUACAUCAUUUUGAGCAUCAGUGGAAUUUCUUUGGAUACCACAGAAAUUGAAAUUGUCCUUAAUCUCAAAACGACAAGUAGUCAGAAGCAGUUGCCACCAGUGAAAGCCAAAGCUAUUGUUACAGUCAAUCUUCUGUUGUCACUCUCAGGGGUAGCUAGGCCAUCUCAAGUUUACUUUACUGGAGAAGUAAAAGGAGAAAGUGCUAUGAAAGUGGCAACUGAUGUUGGCAGUUCAAUUGACUAUGAAUUUAGGAUUGCAAACUUGGGCAGACCACUUAAAUCAUUUGGCACUGCAUAUAUGAUUAUUCAAUGGCCUAAGCAUAACUUUCAAGACAAGUGGCUGCUUUACCUCAUGGAGAUAACCUCAGCCGGUUUAGAGAGCAUCAGCUGUUCCCAUCAAAAUGAGAUCAACCCUCUUAAAUUAAAGGAACCUUCACGAGCUAAACGUUCCUUUGGGGAGGGAACUCCAGCAAAAGAGGGAACAACAUCCCCUUUAACUGACAAGAGGAAAUACACCGUUUUGUCAUGUGACGAUGGAGCAAACUGUAUAUCCUUUAAAUGUCCUCUAAUGGGAAUGGAUAGCAAUGCUGUUAUUACCCUAAGAGCUUAUCUUUGGAACAGUACUUUCCUAGAGGAUUACGCAAAAAUGAACUACAUUGAUAUCAUUGUUAAGGCAUCACUCGAAUUCAAGUCCUCAGCUACAAAUAUACAGCUAAAAAGUGAACCUACCCAGGUACGUGUUACUGUGUUUCCUGACCGUAAAGCAGCCCAGUACAGUGGUCUACCCUGGUGGGUCAUACUGGUGGCUAUUUUACUAGGACUUCUUCUGCUGGGUCUACUGAUCUUUCUGCUCUGGAAAUGUGGUUUUUUCGGCAAAAGCAGCAAAGACCCAGAUAAUGAAAAUGAAAAAGAGAGACUGACUUCAGAUGCAUAGAGGGAGACAAAAUGAGAACCUCUGUUUUAGGGUAAAAGAGCAGAAGCAUGAAUAAAAGAAAUCGCACUUGCUAACCCACUUUAGUCUGUUGUCAAUGACUUUUAUUGCACAAAUACUGUAAAUUAGAAAAUGCUACAAGAAAUGCAUUGCAAACACAUCACAUACAGUGUGAGAUCUUUGUUGUGGAAAAUGGUUUAAAGAUGUUUGUCUCCAUGGGAGUCAAUGGGGGAUGAGAUCUGUGUGAAUACUGACAUUCUUCCAAAUAAGUUUUGUAUGGGUUUAGCAGAACAACUAAAUUAAUACCGUUUCGAAACAAUCUGAAGUUGAGUAAAAUUACUGAAUUUACAUUUUUGGGUGAACUAUGCCUUUAAAACUAGCAUAUUUCUCUUGCCUGCUUGGGUUUCUCUUUGCUUUUUGCAUGUACACUUUGUACAUCCGAUUUCCUUACACUCAUACACUCAACAUAUCAAAAUAUUUCUUUGUCAUUGUUGUCUUAUAAAUAUUCAUUUUAAGGAUUGACAUGAUUCACGGGGGGGCACGGUGGCUUAGUGGUUAGCACGUUCGCCUCACACCUCCAGGGUUGGGGGUUCGAUUCCCGCUCCCGACUUGUGUGUGGAGUUUGCAUGUUCUCCCCGUGCCUCGGGGGUUUCCUCCGGGUACUCCGGUUUCCUCCCCUGGUCCAAAGACAUGCAUGGUAGGUUGAUUGGCAUAUCUGGAAAAAAUUGUCCGUAGGGUGUGAGUGUGGAGUGAAUGAGUGAGUGUGUGUGCCCUGCGAUGGGUUGGCACUCCAUCCAGGGUGUAUCCUGCAUUGAAGCCCGAUGACUCCUGAGAUAGGCGCAGGCUCCCUGUGACCCGAGGUAGUUCGGAUAAGCGGUAGAAAAUGGAAUGGAAUGGAAUGGACAUGAUUGACUUUCAUUCUGAAAGGUGGGGAUUUUUCAAACAUUCAAAUUAUGAUGACAGCGUAUCCACUUAUAAUUCUGUUUGAACAAACAGAGAAUUCAGGUAUUAUAUGAUAGCAAUAGAGGAUAUAAUUCAUCCAGACAAGAAACAGUGAUUGACGUUGUAAAAUGAGAACAGAAGUUCCUCAUUGCUUAUUGCUAACCCGAUUCGAACAAAACCAAGCACUUUUUUCCUACUGUGAACCCUUUAAGACAGUGGUUCUCAACUCUGACCCGCAAGAUGCAUUUUCCUGCAGAGUUAAGCCCCAACUGUGAUAAAACCUGCUCAAAUCUAUCGCCGUAUGACGUUAAAGGUGUGAUGAACUGGUCUUGUUUAUUGUUUUAUACUGUUGUAUGAGGUCUACUUAUGACAUUCAUGUGGUUUAUACAUUCAAAAACAUCAAAAUCAAUAUGUAAUAGGCUAUUUUCUACCUGGGUCUUGAGGCCUGCAUGACAAAAGAUCGGUUUGAAUGGGCGUUCGGCCAUGAAGACUUGGAAGUAAACACCCACUGCUAUGAAUGGAUAGCAGUUUGCAUAGUAAACGCAGUUGGAGCCUUCUGUGAAAUUGUUAAGAGACGUAAUGUUAGGUUCCACAUUCGCCCUUCGCACAGAAUCCAAAGGAAGAUUAUGCAGUGACUGUGUUAUUCCAAAACCAGGCACUGACUGCACAAUAUUUUGCUAUCUUUAACAGCAUGUUUAUUGAUUGCUCACUCUAUCUGGUACCAGUCCAGACAGUUACUUCAGUACUGUCAUGCGCGAACCAGUGGGCGGCGCUAGAGAAGUAGUCGUUAUUUUUCUGUGAAGGCGGUGUUCAACCUAGCCUUUGAAGGACUGGUCUAGGAAGGAAUGCUAUCCACCUAGUAGACCUACGCAGCCUUCAGUUUGAGAAGCAUCCUAUGUCUAUUACAUCGAACAUCUUUUAACUAUAUAAUGCAAUUAUUCCCAAUGGAUAUUUCUAUUGAAACAAAGGCCAAAGAUGUUUUUUUUUUGUAUUUCACCUCAAUAAAUGGGAUUUGUGGACUUCUCAACUUAGUGGUCCACAUAUUUUUUUCUUAUCUUUUAAAAUUCAGCUAAAAAUGUAUAUGUAUGUGUGUUUUGAUUUGUUUAUUGUGUUGUUGUUGUUUUUUUAAAAUGGUGCAGGUUUAAUUUUCCCAGGCAGGUUUUCGCUGUAACAUAUGGGACAGGUUUUAUUAGGAAUAUUUGCCAAAAGGUGUUGCAGUACAAGUAACUUCACAUGUAUUCUGUGUUUAUGCUUUUGUUUAUAAAGUUGGACAGCACAAACAGUUGGACAGCAGUGAUGUCCUUAGUAGUAAGCUACAAGCAUUAUUUCACAAUUUUUCCACCACCAUAUCCCUAAAAGGGCUUUGUAGAAACCCAGAAUCAAAGGGGCAGUGCUAAUGAAUUAGUAGGUACUGCAAAGGAAAAUAUGUUUUGCAAAAUUGUAUCUUUGGAAGUUUUUAUUUUAGCUCUCAAUACUCUAUUUUUUUGCUUAACUUUAUUUUUGUUGGCAAAACAUAUUUUUUUCCUCUCAAUAUCUUGUUUUAUUUUGCGAUUCAUUAUUUUUGUUUGUAAUUGUAUUUCUUUGCUCAAUUUUAUUUUAAUUUAGCAAAACUUAACAAAUAAAAAAACGUAACAAAUAUAUGCGGCAGUAAAUUGGCUCCAUAAAUAUACAAUAUACAAUAUUCUUUAAUGUUCCUGCAGGAGCUUGUUCUGUUCUUAUGUCUGAGGCUUCAAUUCCGCGAGUAGAGUUUUGCAAACUGCUUGAGCCGCCCAGGCACAUUUGAGCACAGGCACAUUUUCCUUCGUAUAGAGAAAGUGCCCUUUUUUCUAGAUAUUUUUUUGUUAUAAAUGGAUAUAUGUGGUGCGUGAGAAUAUGUGUUUCUGUUUGCGUAAAGCUUUCCCUGUCAAACAGAGAGAAAAUUUCAGGUCAGGUCGGGAAAUGUUGUGCGCUCCAAUGCCUUUGUCCCAUCCACGUAUCAACGAAUCCGAGCAUAAAGCGCGCACACGCAGCACACUAUGCCGUCCAGAAUGAUUCAAACAUAAGACUUUGCAACACACAAUCGUCUCACUCAACGUCUUUUUUCUUACUCUAAUAUAUAUUGUUUUAAAUUCAAAACGCAGAGAAAACGCUGACAUGAUGCAGACGACACGUAAAUGAAGUGUGCCCUUUUUGGCAGGUACUCCAUCCCUAUGGCAAGGGAUUCGUACCAAAACCUAACGUCUAUGAGAUGUUUUUUGUGCCAAUCCAAAGCCUAACCAGUAGAAGGAGAAGGAGCACCCUAUCCUCCCAUUAUGGAAAGCUGUUUGAGUCAUAUUUUAUGGAAAGCCGCCAUAUUUCGCCAUAAACCAGACGCCUGGUGUUCAGAAGACACCUAGUUUUACGAAAUUUGACACAUACAGACGCCACAAAGUAUGGUGUUUUGUAACCCAUGUGCCGUAAAUUACGGCGUCUUUGCCGUAGAAACGACAUUAAUAACAUUCAUUUUGCCCUUUGGACUUACGGCACGCCGUAAACGUCCUUGUUUCCGUGUAUCAAAGACGCCGUUAAAAGCGCCGUUUUCUAUAACAUUAAAAUCAGCCCAGCCUUUUCUACACAGUCCAGCCCCUCCAAUGAACAGAAAGACCUGUGCAGUAGAAUAUCGAUAUGAGUAAUGUUUUCUGUAUUUAACUGUAUUAUGAAUAAUGUUUAGUCUUUCAUUACGUCAUAUUUUUCCAUUGGGCAUGUUUAUCCUUCUUUUCAUUUAUCAUAUGUGCACAAACGGCAUAUUUUUUUAACUUGUUUAGUUCCUGACUGUGUACGUUCAUGUUUGUAUAAUACGUUGACUUCUUUCACGAAGGUGUCAGCCUUGGUAGAGCAGUGGACCGUGUGCGCGGCAGCAGUAUAGUACUGGUUUUAACGACAGGAGUUCGACCCUAUGGUCCAACCAUAUUCAUUCCUUUUGAAUUGUUUUAUUGGGUCAUGUUUUUAAAUGUUGGAACAUUACCCUGUUGCUGACAACGGAUUAAAUCACAAGAAAUGCUUAUUAACAAGCCAACUGGUCUAAGGCCUGCUGCGGGCUUAGUCUGCUUAUUUAUUAAAAUGAUUUCCCUGACGAACGUAUUUGUUUUUCUAUUUACAUAAAGACUGUACAUGCUGCAUUCAUUCAGUAUAAAACGCUAUAAGCUUUUCACUAUUUGUGAGAAUCUGGAUUUCGUCCUGUCCUCUACAAAUAUUGCAUCUGUGUUUAAUACAAAGUUCAUAUAUCAUAUGUAUUCAUUCAUAUUCAUUCCUAUUAGUAUUAGCUUCUUUUCACAUUAGAUGUGCCUUAUUUUCUUGUUGUUUAACCUCGUUGAAAGUUGUAUCGUAUCUUAUGCUGUCUUAUGUUGAUAUAAGUAUCUGUUGUUCUCCAUCUCAAGGUUCCUAAUGAUGCCUAUGGACAAUUGUUUUGAUAUUGCAAUAUUAAAUAUGUGAUCAUAUCUGAUUGUUCAGGAGGAAAAAGACUAAACAGAAAGUCUGGGGAUUUUCCACUCUGGUGGUUUUAUAUGACACCUCCUGUUUUAAGCUUAUAAAUAUUAGUCCUUAAUACAAUAAAAAAUGGACUCUGAUUGAACAAG